UCGACCUCAAGCGAGGCAGGUUGCCUUUUAGCGGAGUGAAUUUAAACGCGAUCGGCAAUGCAGAACGACAGAUUUGCACCACCGCCGUUGGGCACGCAAAACGACAAGUACCCUCCGCCAAUGGGUUUUACCUCGGCACCACCACAGCCAGGAUAUCCACCACAGGGACAUCCCGCUGACAUCACACCGGCAGAUACAUAUGAAGGCCCUCCACCGGCACCACCUGAACCUCCAAGGGAUCCACUCACCCGAGUGGAACCACCACGCGAUGGAUGCUUUACCCAGAAGAACAAACCACAGCCCGAGGCUGUGGGAGCAGCUGGUCUCAUCUUCAUGUCGGGAGGCAUGAACAUAGCGUGGGCGAUUGGCUUCCGAGGAUCCAUCGGCUACCAGUCCACCAAGCACAAUUACGUAGCCUGGUUCAUUGGAGCCAUUAUUGGAGCAGGGGUCAGCUGCUUGCUCACCAACAAGGUGGCCAAGAAAUAUGUCCUUCUAUUUUGCUCGGUUCUGGUGACCAUCGGUGGAUUGGUCAUCGCCUGCACCCACAAUAAUGGCCCGGGAACUGUGGCCGCCUGCUAUUUGGAUGGCAUAGCCAACGGAUUGAUAUUCGCCCCUUUCGUGGCCCUCGCCGGAGAGAUCUCAGUGCCCUACAAGAGGGGCAUGAUCACCUGCACUUUGGAGCAACUAUUCUAUAGCGUCGGCAUCCUCCUGCAGAUCCUCUACACCAGUAGCUGGACUUCAGAAUACAGACAAGCUUUUACGGCCGAGAAUAUGAAGGGAGCGCUGAGCGUUGUCUGUGGCGUUUUUGCCUUUAUUAGAGGCUCCCUUAAGAUUAUCGAAUCGCCAGUUCUGAUGCUGGCCAAUAACGAUGAGCAGGGAGCCAUUGACGCACUUCGUCGCCUGCAAAACCGCUCUGUUCCGUCCGAAGAAACCUACGAUCAGCUGGCCGAGCACAAGCGGUACCUGGCCCACAACAAGGACAUGUCAAAGAGUCAGAGCAUCUCCCAGGCCCUUCCCACCUUUGCCCGCCUCGCUCUCCUGCGAGUCCUGAAUGCCAUGAGCAUUUCCAGCUUUGUGAUUUUAACUUUGUAUUUUUCCAUCAUCGUCUCCUAUGGACUUGCGAGCACCACUGCGUGGUACAUAGGAUUCGGUUUCUGCCGUUGGGUGGGAAACAUCAUCCCGUCCUUCUGCAUGGACUGUUUGGGCCGCAAGAAGCCCACUUGCCUUGGCCUCCUCGUGAGCUGUGGCCUGUCCUUCGCCUUGGGUGCCCAGUACAAUGUGUACUCCUUGAUGAGCGGAGUGGCCGGCUUGCUGCUGGUCUUCGGCUUCUUUGCGGGAAUGGCCUCGGCGGCCACCUCGUCGUACCUCUCGGAGGCAUAUCCCCUGGGUGUUAAGCAGCACUUCAUCGCCCUAACCUUCGCCACCGAAAUGUUCGUCAUGCUCAUCAUCAAUGUGUGCGACUACAAUCCGCUGGAGGGAUCCACCUACUUCUACGUAAUGGGUGCCAUGUAUCUGGUGGGUUUCAUCCUUGCAGUCGUUUCCCUGCCGGAAACGAAGAAGAUGACCCUGCGAGGUGCCCAGAUACAGUUCAGCAGCUUCCUCAACACGCGAUUCUAGUAUAUACUCUUCUAUUACUUAAAUAUAUUUAACACAAAGAGCUUGAGAGCAUAUUUCACCAAAAAACGUAUUUUAUUGGUACUUGUGGGGGAAAUCCCUACGGGAAAGCACCUUAUCAAUAAUCUCAAGUACAGAAUGUACUUACUUUUCCUUCCUAUAAAGCUCUUUUGAAGACAAUAAACAAACACACUUUAGUAUUUUUCGAGAGCAGGUUGAAUAUUCUCAUUAAUUAAAAUAAAAUUACUCAAGCAAUAAUCUAAUAGUUUUGGCGCUUCAACUUUUUUAAUGUUAAAUAAUAAAGUUCUACAACAGUCAUAAAUAAAGUAAUUAUCUAUCUAAA
Drosophila biarmipes is the source of this 1957-nucleotide messenger RNA. RefSeq lists its product as uncharacterized. Gene Ontology annotation, molecular function: transmembrane transporter activity. Gene Ontology annotation, cellular component: membrane. Bases 58 to 1617 code for a protein of 519 amino acids. The transcript is spliced from 3 exons. NCBI's taxonomy places the organism in Eukaryota, Metazoa, Arthropoda, Insecta, Diptera, Drosophilidae. The record is from RefSeq and is a predicted model, not a curated record. Gene Ontology annotation, biological process: transmembrane transport.